UUUCAAGAAAAAGGCCAAAUCAUACAGCAGCCAAAUCCACUUCUCACUCACAUUAUCUGCCACGAUAGACCACCUUAAUCUUCCUAAUUGAUGGAGAAAAGAUAUCCCCACAAAAUACAACCAUAAGUUAUUUUACAACUAACCUUGCACCUAAUUAUAAAUUAUCAUUCACUUAGCAUAUAUAAGCACCAUACCCGAAAUCACCUUCCACACAUCAAACAUUCUUUGCAAUUACAUCUUCCAAUUCAUUAGCAAGUUAGCAGUAAAUUAACCUACCGCAACAAGAAGAUGAAGCAAACUCUCUUCUUCUUCUCACUCCUACUAUUUGCUCCCAUUUUCUCAUUCACCACUUUAGCUCAGUCACCAGCUGCAGCCCCUAAAGCCUCAGCAAAACCUGCACCUGCAAAACCUGCCCCCGCCACACCGGCUCCAGCUCCUGCAAAACCGUUGGUCCCGGCAUUGCCUAAUUCACCCUCAUCAGGUCCUGAUUCUUCUGGCAGCCAAGACAUUGUGAAGAUUCUAAGGAAGGCCAAAUCAUUCAACACACUAAUCCGGUUGCUGAAAACCACCCAAAUCAUCAACCAAGUGAAUGCACAACUUGUGACCUCAAAAAACGGAGGCUUAACCAUCCUUGCACCAGAUGAUGGUGCCUUCUCAGAACUGAAAGCAGGUUACUUCAACUCCUUGGGAGAUAGGCAACAAAAAGCACUGAUACAGUUCCAUGUUCUUCCCGUUUAUGUCUCCAGCUCCAACUUCGAUUCUCUGAGCAACCCUGUGCUUACACUGGCCAGUGAUAGCCCCACAGGGUAUCAGAUAAAUGUGACAGCAUAUGGUAACAGUGUGAACAUAUCAACUGGGGUGGUGAAUGCCACACUCACUGGCAUUGUAUACACUGAUAAGACACUUGCCAUAUAUCAUGUGGACAAGGUGCUCAUUCCUUUGGACUUCUCUAAGCCUAAGGCUAUAGCUCCAGCACCAGCUGUGGCCAAGGCACCUAAGGCUGAUAAGGAUAACUCUUCAGCACAAGAUGAAGAUCAGGCUCAGUCAUCCAAGGACAGUUCUGCUGCCGUAAGUUUAGUUAGCACUUAUGGGACAACCUUGGUUUCCUUUGGAGCUGCUCUUCUUGCUACAGCAGCUACAAUGUCGUGUUAACUGAUGAAGAACAUCCAUUUUCAUGUUUCUCACGUGUUAUGUUGUCAAAGAUAAUCCUAAAACUUUAAUUUUGCUUUCCAUGUUCCUAAUGGAUUUGUUUAUGAUACCAUGUUUCAUCAUGUAUUGCUUUCAGUUUCACAAGAAAAAGAAAAUUGUUUAACAAUUUUGGUUGAAAA
Messenger RNA from Cajanus cajan (pigeon pea), 1328 nucleotides. Its product is annotated as fasciclin-like arabinogalactan protein 11. The record is from RefSeq and is a predicted model, not a curated record. Gene Ontology annotation, cellular component: plasma membrane. NCBI's taxonomy places the organism in Eukaryota, Viridiplantae, Streptophyta, Magnoliopsida, Fabales, Fabaceae. Gene Ontology annotation, biological process: plant-type secondary cell wall biogenesis.